AUGUCGUCGCCAAGCCAGCCACCAGACCGAAUUGAUUCGCACUCUCAAGAUGGGACUCAAUCGCGCGAGCCAGCCCAACCCCGGAGGACGGCUUCUGCAAACGACCUUAAUCAAAGCGCCUCACUGCAAACUAUCAGGCUGGCGGAUGGUCCAGGAAGCGGACACGUGCUCGUUAACAGAGAAUGGUUGUCGAACGAUGUCCGCGGACGUGCUGACCAGGGCCCUCAAACGGAGACGUUGCCGCAAUCCUCAGAGCAGCGUCCUGAAGAUGCAAGAAUGCGACAUGGAAUCAUUGUACCGCAUCGGCGAGUUCAACGGCACCAACGGCACAUGGAUCGAACCAUGCGUGUGAGCGAACAACAGCAACAAGAUGCACUUCGUCCAGAACGAGCUAGACUGCUGGAUAUAGACCUGCAGCGUCUUUGGCUACCAGUUUUUGGUCAAGACGCGCCGCUAAACUCAACUCAACAGCCAGCCCAGUCUGGUCGGCCUCGGAGCUACAUGCCCUCUCUUCGAUCCCAACCUGAGUUCUAUAUGACAGGAGUGACAGCUGUCGACACUGCAGCGGAGCCUGUUGCCAAUGAUGCCGAAUGUACAAUAUGUCUGGAACCUCUCUCAGAUGAUGUGGUCAAGUUCCAGGCUUGUGGUCACAUGUUUCAUACAGUCUGUGUACAGAGUUGGUUCGAUCAGAGCGCGCCGCGUACGGGUCAUAAGCGAGGUCGUGGCCAAUUGCAUCCCAUAUCUUCUCCUAAUCGCGAACCAUUCGGCCACCGCGAAGAAGCAGCUGCUAUUAUACGACCAUCUAAUAGCGAUCGCCGCAGGCAGGCCAAUGAUGGCAUUCAACGACGUUUGGUGGGAGUGGAGCAACAGGAGCGUGCUGAACAAGCCCUGGCUGUCACUCCGCAGCAGUAUAUCACUAAUCGUCGAACACUGCAGGGCGAACCCAUCCGUAUAGACCGGCGUCCUCGCGCUGUUGCCUUGGAGCAUGUGAGAAAUGAUCCUCCAGCUCAAGAAGACGCGGAUAGUCUUCCCCAAAGGACAUCAAGUCUCCCUCACGGGGGAACUAUUCGCCGUCAGCAGGCUAGUGAAAUUAUGACUGAUGCAUUGCGGAUUAAUGAAUCUCCCAGAAAUUCGCAACUUGACAAUGGACGGGCGAACUCAGACACGUCGGACCACGUUUCCAAUGUUGGUGGCCCUUCUGGGACACCAUCGACGCCGCUGGGAGCCUCCGGGACGCCAACACCGACAGUGAACACACAAUCAGUACAACCACGUGAGUCUCGAGCCACUCUCGCAGCACGUGCGAUCGCACAGCGCCGCUCUCUACUACUGGAACCAGAUCUGAACAACAGAGACGCAGAUCCUCCACAGACCGUACGACGUUCAGCAUCAAGUUCUCAACAUACGACAGCUAAUGGAAACCGUGACCCUGUAUGGCUUCCUGAUUUCCAUGGCCAUCCGAGAGUCAUCAAUCCACAGCCUGAGCUUACACCGACUGAACGCGCUAUUCGUGACCUUCAACAGGAACAGAGCUUGUUGUUGGAUCGUCUUCGUGAGGUCCAAGACCAACUAGGUCGGCACCUGCAAGCAGCAGAUGCCUCUAGAGAGCGUACGACUGUAGUGCGUCGACCCGCUCCAAAUCACUUUCCACGUGAAGCACAGGAUGAUUUGUCAACUGGGCGGCCACCACCAAUCGCAAUUCCUCACCUUGCUGAUCCAGCGUUUCCUGACUUGCGAUCGGCUCGCGAGUUCCCUGAUCGAAGGGCUAUAGGCUCAGGAAUUAGUAUAUGGUCGGCUGAUUAUGUUAGCACAAGGGAACGCAACAACGAGACACAAGCACCUGGACGGUUACUUCCUUCCCUCUCGAACCACUCUGGCAACAGGCCAAUCGCCGAACCGCCCGCCAGGAUUUCAAGCAGCAAUGAAGAAAUCUCAUCAUCCCUGGUAAGCACAUAUCCUGCGACGUCAUCAGAUCAACAGCCUGCAUCAGCAGACAACUUGGGAUCGAGAUCAAGAUUCAGGUAGCGAGCCGAGGAGGUUCUAGAGCGUAUAAGCCGUGAACAGGCAGACAUGGAGAGGCUAAUAUCGAAUAGCAUGUCUUUGGAUCAGUCUCUCGUACCUGCACUCACUGAUGACGAUACUCCAGAGGC
Alternaria alternata is the source of this 2150-nucleotide messenger RNA. RefSeq lists its product as hypothetical. The coding region runs from base 1 to 2025 and encodes 674 amino acids. The transcript is spliced from 2 exons. The record is from RefSeq and is a predicted model, not a curated record. Lineage: Eukaryota; Fungi; Ascomycota; Dothideomycetes; Pleosporales; Pleosporaceae.